AUGCCUGCCUUGACCAAGGCUCAGCAGAAGCAGGUGCAGGCUGCCGAGGAUUCCUUCAAUCGCACGUAUGCAGUACAAUACGGCGAUGAAAGAUGGGAGAAUUCACUUCGCCCAGCUUUAGUGACGCCGACACGGUACGGCGUACUUAUCAAUUGCUACAGAUCGAAUAGCCUACCCAGCUCGUUCACUGAGAACGACGUGACUGAUCUGCAACUCAUCACGUUCCCGUCAAGUACUGGAGCAUCGAACGGGGAAGUGGCCGAAGAGACACGCCUGCUUUCAUACCAGAGAACAACCACAUCGGAGAGUUCGCAGUCCCCUACCGCUGAGGCUCCCUUCCCAGCACCCCAGGCGGUAUCGAAUAAAGAUGCCUCGAACAGUCUCAUGACUCAUUGGAACCUGGACGCUGCCUCACUUCUCGCAGUCAGUAUUCUCCGGCCAAAACCUGGUGACAAGGUGCUGGACCUGUGCGCCGCUCCGGGAGGGAAAAGUCUGUCAUUAGCACAGCUCCUACGCCCGCAAACAUACGAUGACGCGGCUCCAUCCCUCAUGGGCGGUUGUCUCCAUAGCAAUGAGGUUGACGCGGCUCGAAACAGACGGCUCUCAUCAAACUUGCAAUCGUAUUUGCCAGCCCCGCUGUUCAAGAACGGAGAAAUAAAGGUCGUGAAGGUUGACGGAACCGAGCAGCAUGCUGCUCAGAUGCUACCUUUGGGGAUCGGAGGCUACGACAAAGUCCUCUUGGACGCCCCCUGCUCCAGCGAGAGGCACGUAAUCCACGCACAUUCCAAAGCUAGACAAGGGGGCAGGGUUGCCGACGAGAUGGCAUCGUGGCGCUCCGGACAGUCGAAAAAAAUGGCUAAAACACAGGCUGCCAUCUUGAUGACGGCAUUGAAAGCUGUAAAGGUUGGCGGGAGAGUACUUUACGCGACAUGUUCCCUCAGUAACGAGGAGAAUGACGGCGUGAUUGAGAAAGGCAAAGAACUCGUAGCCAAGGAAAAGAAGAAGUUCGGAACGAGAUGGGAUAUGGCCGUGAGGAGCGGUGAUUUCGCAGGUACAGGACUCGAGCAAUGGGCAGAAAGCACGAAGCACGGCUGGAUCGUACUACCGGAUCAUCCAAGCGGAGGAAGAUGGGGACCGUUGUUUUUCGCAGUCCUGGAGAAGGUGUCAGCUUGA
Messenger RNA from Neoarthrinium moseri, 1173 nucleotides. RefSeq lists its product as uncharacterized. The record is from RefSeq and is a predicted model, not a curated record. Lineage: Eukaryota; Fungi; Ascomycota; Sordariomycetes; Amphisphaeriales; Apiosporaceae. Gene Ontology annotation, cellular component: mitochondrial large ribosomal subunit. Bases 1 to 1173 code for a protein of 390 amino acids. The transcript has a single exon. Gene Ontology annotation, biological process: rRNA methylation. Gene Ontology annotation, molecular function: methyltransferase activity.